UUGAAUCUGUGUUUGAAAUUCAAUGCUGGACCGAGGGACCUUACAGUUAUCUGUAUGUGUGGGAUACAGAGAUGAGGUAGUCAUUUAAAAAUACUGUUAAACACUAUUUAUUGCACUCAGAGUGAGUCCAUGCAAAUUAUUGUGUGACUUGUUAAGCACUUUUUAAAAAACUCCUGAACUUAUUUAGGCUUGUCAAAGCAAAGGGGUUGAAUACUUAUCGACUCAAGACAUUUAAACUUGACAUAUUUUAGUAAUUUGCAAAAAUGUUGAACAAUAUAAUUCCACUUUGACAGUAUGGGGUAUUGUGUGUAGAUGGGUGAUUUUAAAAAACAAUCUCAACACAACAAAAUGUGGAAGAAAAUCAAUACUGUCUUGAAAGCACUGCACUUUACAUUAUAUAUUUUCUUGACAUAUUUUUGCAUGUAGGUUGGACAGAGCGCCGCGGUGCAAGGACAUUGCAUACAUGCAACUGAGUCAGCUUGUGCCCAAGCACGAGAAUGUGUCCAUGGCAUUGCCAGCAAUGACGUUAUUUCCUGUGGGUGGCAGUGUGGGCAUGGUACUGCAGGUCUAGCGAACAGUGCGCGCGAGUCCUCCAUGGAAACAAGCGAGGAGAAAGGAGGAGCAGUUCGCCUGGAACAAGCCUCUGCGCUGACUCCCCAUUGUACCAACUUAACCGCAUGAAUAAUUCAUUAAACUUGCUAACGCACAUUAAGACAAAGACAUAUUUUAGUCAGAUAAGCUAUCAUUUUUUUUUACCGCCUCGGCUCGUGUGGACGUUUCGCCAGCCUCAUAACGAGCCAUGGCGGAGCGAAGUGGCCGGCUGAGCCUCGGUGGAGGGGGACUCAACAGACCCGUGCCUAUGAACCUGUUCGCCACAUGGGAAAUAGAUGGAUCUUCCCCGAGUUGCAUCCCGAGGUUGUGCAGUCUGACUCUGAAGAGGUUGGUGGUCCUGAGGGAGCUGGACAAGGAACUCAUCUCUGUGGUCAUCGCUGUCAAGAUCCAGGGUUCCAAGAGGAUCCUGAGGUCCCAUGAGAUCGUGCUGCCCCCUAGUGGCUCAGUGGAGACUGACCUGGCUCUCACCUUCUCACUGCAGUACCCUCACUUCCUGAAGAGUGAGGGUAACAAGCUCCAGAUCCUGCUGCAGAGGAGGAAGAGAUACAAGAACAGGACUAUCCUGGGAUACAAGACCCUGGCUGUAGGAACCAUCGAUAUGGCUGAGGUGAUGCAGCACCCUACGGAGGGGGGCCAGGUUCUGUCUCUGUGCAGUAACCAGAAGGAGAUGCUGGGUAAAGUAGCAGAUAUCUGGAUCUUCUCACUGUCCAGUCAGCCCAUAGACUACGAGGAGGCCGCUCUGCAGGAGGGAACCAAGAUCAAAUGCUCAGAUAACUACUCGGAGGAGGAGUAUGAGAGUUUCUCUUCAGAGCAGGAGGCCAGUGACGACGCUGUUCAGGGUCAGGACCUGGAGGAUGAUGAGUAUGAGGUGAGGAAGCCUAAGAAGCAGAGAAGGUCCAUCGUAAGAACUGCUUCAAUCACCAGGCAGCAGAACUUUAAACAGAGAGUUGUGGCUCUGCUGAAGAGGUUUAGAGUCUCAGACGAGGUGUUGGACUCGGAGCAGGACCCGGCAGAACCCCCUCCAGAGGUAGAGGAGGAUCUGGACCUCGAGAGUCUGGAGUUUGAGAACCCCAGUGACAGUGGACCAGAACUAGACGAUGACGACAGUGUCCUCAGCACCCCAAAACCCAAGCUCAAGCCAUAUUUCGAGGGCCUUUCUCUCUCCAGUUCUCAGACAGAGAUCGGCAUCCACACCAGCCCGGUGGAACCAGACCAGACUGAGAGCAGCGAAGCCACGUUCCAGGUGGACAGUGUCUCAGAGAAGGGCUCAUAUCAGGAAGAGCAACCAGAGGCAGUGACCCCAACUACAGAGCUGGAGAUGGACAACAUGGACACCUUCCUGGAGAAGCUGCCCCCUACUGGCAAGAUGAAGAAGACCGAGUCCCUCAUCAUCCCUCCCAACAGAUGGCAGGAACCUAAGUUGGCGGGGAGGAGAGGGAGGAGUACAUCCCUAAAGGAGCGCCAGCCCAACAGACCACAGAACGAGAGAGCCAACAGCCUGGAUAACGAACGCCCCCUCGACACACACUGCCAUCUACAGAUCCCCAGGAAGACCGUGUAUGACCAGCUGAACCACAUCCUGGUGUCUGACCACCAGCUUCCUGACAGCAUCAUCCUCAUCAACACAUCUGAUUGGCAGGGCCAGUAUCUGUCAGGCGUUCUCCAGAAACAGCACCUCCCGGUGGUGUGUACCUGUACUACAGCAGACAUCCAGGCCGCCUUCAACACCAUCGUCUCACGCAUACAGAGAUUCUGUAACUGUAACAGCCAGACGCCCAUCCCCAUAAAGAUAGCUGUGGCUGGAGCCCAGCACUACCUCGGUGCAGUCCUCAGGCUGUUUGUAGACCACCUCUCUUACAAGACUCCUGAUUGGCUGGGCUACAUGAGGUUCCUCAUCAUACCACUGGGAUCUCACCCAGUCUCCAAGUACCUGGGUACCAUUGACUAUCGAUACAACAGUUUAUUCCAGGACACUGCGUGGAGGGACCUCUUUCACAAGCCCGACGCUCCAGUCAUAGUGCAGGAGAGUCCAGAUGUGGUUUCCAGGGUAACCCAGUAUAUGGUCGGGGCCAACGGAGUUUACCAGCUCCCCAUCGCUGAGGCCAUGCUCACAUACAAACAGAAGAGCCCAGACGAGGACUCUUGUCAGAAGUUCAUCCCCUUUAUCGGGAUGGUGAAAGUUGGACUGGUGGAACAGUCAUCGGCAACAUCAGGUGACUCGGACGAUGCAGCUCCCAUGGCGACAGCCCUCCUCUCCUUCACCCCUCCUCAGGUGUCCCCCGCCCUGAAGGAAGCCACGCCCACCCCUCCCUCCUCCCCCUCUGUCAACACAAGCUUCAGCUCAUACAGUUCUCCCCAGGGGGAGCUGAUGGGACUACAGGUGGACUACUGGGUGGCUCCCUCCCCGGCUGACAGGAAGAGAGACGUGGAGAAAAGGGACUCGUCCUCCUCUAAGAACACUCUGAAGUGUACGUUCCGCUCGCUGCAGGUCAGCAGGCUCCCCCAGACCGGGGCCCAGCCACAGCCCGCCAUGUCCAUGACCGUGGUCAUGAAGGAGAAGAACAAGAAGGUAAUAUUCCUGCCAAAGAAGACUAAAGACAAGGAUGUGGAGUCUAAGAGCCAGGUGAUCGAUGGCAUCAGUCGUCUGAUCUGCACUGCCAAGCACCAGCAGACCAUGCUGAGGGUGCUGAUUGACGGCGUGGCGUGGAACGACGUUAAGUUUUUCCAGUUGGCGGCACAGUGGUCGUCACACGUCAAACAUUUCCCCAUCGCGAUCUUUGGACACAGUAAAGGGCCUUACUGACAAGCGGCGCGUUGCCAUAGUAGCGGGCCCCGUUACCAUAGAGACUCAUCUGGAACGGAGGACAGCGUCCCCUCCCUCAUGUGCCAAUAGCUUUUAUAAUAGCCAACCCCCCCCCCCACCCCCCACCCCGCACAUCUUAGACUGGUCCCAGAUCUGUCUGUGCUCUUUCCAACUCCUAUGGUCAAUUGUCAAACCCAACGUUGGCACGGCAGCACAAACAGAUCUGAGACCAGGCAACACACAUCUGCCCACCCCACUGUCUUAAUUUAAGCCCCAGAUGUACCUAUUGUUUAUACUUCUGUGUUUGUUGUUGUGUUUAUUCUAAAAGUUACCAAGGCGUCGGCUGUCAUAAGGAGAUUUGUUUCUCACAAAAGUUUUGUUUUUUAAAUCUGAUUUUCUAUACACAAAGCCGAGCGGAAACCUACUUAAAUAAAUCGUUUGGAAAAACUCCUCUAUAACUAGCGAUGCGUAACAUUUCGCCCUCCCUCCCACUCUUUGCUUUUUUUCUAAUGUGGCAAAGAUAGAUUGUUUCAAACACUUUGCCAGGCACAAUUUAACAAGAUAACUUUGUGACCAAAAGGCCCUGAAACAAUGGAAGAUGGACAACACAUAAAAGGGGAUGUGGUCUGGAUCCUGGACUGAAACCAUUUCUAGAACACCCCGAGUCCUGGGGUGUAUUCAUUAGGAACCAAACAGAAGCAAACAUAAUGGGAAACAGGAAAGGAACCGAACUGAAUUUGUCCAAAAUAAAACAAUGUCGUUGCUAAACGUUUUCCCGUUGCACUGCGUGUUUGCUACACUGUGCACUAAUGAAUACUCCCCUAAGGACAGUGACUCCUGUUGUUGUAGCGGGUCACUGAGACCCUUCUGCACUCAUCGGAAGAAGACUGACAUGUACAAUAGACUUACUGUAGCCUGAAAUACAGACCUGUUCUGUGCUAUUAUUCCACUCUUUUUUUCCUUCUUUUUAAAACUGUGUCAGGGACGGCAGGGUAGCCUAGUGGUUAGAGUGGAGGGGCGGCAGGGUAGCCUAGUGGUUAGAGUGUAGAGGCGGCAGGGUAGCCUAGUGGUUAGAGCGUUGGACUGGUAACCGAAAGGUUGCAAGUUCAAAUCCCCGAGCUGACAAAGUACAAAUCUGUCGUUCUGCCCCUUAACAGACAGUUAACCCACUGUUCCUAGGCAGUUAUUGAAAAUAAGAAUUUGUUCUUAACUGACUUGCCUAGUAAAAUAAAGGUAAAAUAAAAAAAUAUAUAUAUAUGUUUGGCAAUGACAAGGAGUGGAAUGAUGGCACAAACAGACUGGUACCCAACAGCUACAAUGUGCUGUAUAUGUCCCUGUACAUCCAAUCAAAUGUAUGUAAACACAAAUCAUAAUUGAGAUGGAACUGACCCUGCACUAACUAAUGGUUGGUGCAUCUCUCUCUCUCACUUUCUUUUUCCACCUCCCCUUCUUUUGAUAGGCAGCCGUGGGUGUGCCACCGGCAGAGAUAACAUAUCACCGGUCCCCUAAAUCUCUUUGUCUCACAGCAACCACACAUCUUCUAGGCUGAAUACCAGACAGACUGCAGCUCACACAUUACCUGCUACCAGAGGCCACGUGUGUCGCUAGAGAGUUUGGGAACGUUGACGUUUCUGCCGUUGGUGCGGCCAUGUUAGCUCCUCUGUUUAACGUUACACAUUUAGCAGCCAUGUUAGCUCCUCCAUUUAACGUUACACAUAUAGCGGCCAUGUUAGCUCCUCUGUUUAACGUUACACAUAUAGCGGCCAUGUUAGCUCCUCUGUUUAACGUUACACAUAUAGCGGCCAUGUUAGCUC
Molecule: messenger RNA, 5229 nt
Organism: Oncorhynchus keta (chum salmon)
Lineage: Eukaryota; Metazoa; Chordata; Actinopteri; Salmoniformes; Salmonidae
Product: phosphofurin acidic cluster sorting protein 2-like
Exons: 24
Coding region: 800-3415 (871 amino acids)
Biological process (GO): protein localization to plasma membrane
Molecular function (GO): transmembrane transporter binding
Source: RefSeq, a predicted model, not a curated record